GAAUCACCUGAAGAGGAAGCGGGGAGUCGCUGAGCCAAACAGACAAAUGCCAAUCGUGAAUCAUGUCAAAGCUUUAUUGCCUCGCUGCCGUCACUCAUAAAUCCAGCUGAAACAGGGUGAAAGAUGUCCCCCAAUUAGAUGGCCGGCAGAGAGAAAUAAAUGCCUCGAGUUUAUUGAUGAAAUUUGCAGCAAAAUAGCAAAAACAGAAGCAUUGAAUAGUCUCACAGAUCCAAUUCCGAGUGUGCAGACGGUUGGUCAAUAAUUAUCCUUUGGAGCAUGUAAGAUGAUUUUGUGUUUCGUGGAGGAGGACUGUUUAGCAAUAAUUCGGUAGUUGGAAUAAUGAACUCAGUAAUGAUGUAUUAUUAUAUGCAGUAUUAUUAAUUGAUGGAGUAAUCGAUAGAAGAAUCAAUUCUUGAAACAUUUCCUGGUGACUUUCCUGAUUGACAGUGACUAAUCCGGGUUGGAUUCUCGCGUACGUGUCACGUAUUCCAAUGAGUGCGCAAACAAAAGCAGUCAUGGCGAGUACCCUGGAGCUGCCCUUCCGCCCGGACCCUCAGCUGACCGAAGUGAUGCGCCUGCGGGUCCAGUCCCUGCAGCAGCGCGGCCAGAAACGUCAGGACGGCGAGCGCCUGCUGCAGCCCAACGAGGCCGUGUACCGCCUGGACUUCACCAAGCAGUCUCUGCGCUUCUCCCAUUGGACCGUGCGCCUGCCCCAGUCGGGCUGCCUCACCGUCACGGCCACGUCGCAGCUGUGGACGCCAGACCUCACCCACCUGAUGACCCGCCAGCUCCUGGAGCCCUCGGGGGUCUUCUGGAGGGCGGCGAGCGAUGCCCGCGAGGCGGAGACCAAGUGCUAUGAGGCUGACGCGCAUGAGUUCGGCGAGCGCAUUGCCGAGCUGGCCAAGGUGAGGAAGGUCAUGUACUUCCUGUUUGCCUUCGGGGAAGGAUGCAGCCCCGAUACAGUGGACUGUUCCAUCUCCUUCACAGGCUCAGGGGACUGCUGAAACUAACUAAGUGACUAUAAGGAACUAAAGUAAUGGAACCUUUCAAUGUGUAUGUUUCGUUCUUGACUGGUUGGUUAGAUCACUGAUUCUCAAAGUGUAGUAUAGGCUACCCACAAGUACUGCGUGCUUUUAUGAGGUACAUGUUACAGUGGCUUGUUCAUUAAAUGUACUUAUUCGGAAUCCCACCCGUGUUUCAAUGAACACAUUUGACGCGGUACCCGGUGUCCACAGUUUCAGAACCACUCGAUUAGGUGAUCACUGGAUUUCCUUGUGAUGUAAUUGUUGUGUAUUUAUCUUCAUGUACCCCAUUCCCCCGGGUAUACUCCACCCUCACUACCAACGUCAGGUGUUGCUACUUCACUCUACCCCCCGCCUCCCCCCGGGGGACACCAGCAGAGAGAGCCACACAGCCCAGGGGUACCACUUAAAGGCUUAC
Hippocampus zosterae (dwarf seahorse) is the source of this 1440-nucleotide messenger RNA. RefSeq names its product olfactory marker protein b (gene ompb). The record is from RefSeq and is a predicted model, not a curated record. The coding region runs from base 492 to 1004 and encodes 170 amino acids. Gene Ontology annotation, biological process: signal transduction; sensory perception of smell. Lineage: Eukaryota; Metazoa; Chordata; Actinopteri; Syngnathiformes; Syngnathidae. The transcript has 3 exons.